CAUAUCCCAACUCACAUGACACAGACUCAAUAUUCAAUAUUCAGCGCUCAGCUAGCGGGUGAUUCAUCAGGCAAGAUCUUUAUAACCCGAUAUGCGGUAUAUGCCUCUUCCGAGCGCUGGAACCUGGAGAUAAGAGCAUGCUUGCACUCAUUAGGAUAGCCCGUAUCCCACUUGUUCACAUCUCUAGCCCUCUUCCAGUCCAUCUAAGCCCACACCAUAGUCGCGUCCUCAGGUUUCUAUCUUGUUAUGUCUGUGAUUUCAGGUGUCUUGAUUGUCUCGGCCGUACAAGUUCAUCCAGUCAAGCGCAAUAUCGGCUCAUCUGCCACCUGCAUGAGUGAAUACUCAUGGAUGGACAACAGUCAGGGCUACUCGCCUUGUACUACUGUCGCUUAUGUAGAAGCUCCAUGUUAUGAGAACAAUUAUGAUCAGCCAAUUCUGCUCAACGACACUUUUUACAACUUGCCAAAUUCUUCGAACGCGAAUGCAUGCUACUGUUCUUGGUCGUCCUAUAAUCUUAUGAUGGCCUGCACUUUAUGUCAAGGAGUUAGUACUUCUUCUGUCUCGGAAUGGCCUGCAUGGGCAGCUGGAUGUCCCACGAACCAAAAUUGGACACAGGAAUAUUACCCUUCUGGAUAUGUGCUUACUGGAGAUGUGUCCAUACCUUAUUGGGCUACUACUAAUCCGUCAACAUGGACAUACGAGACAUUCAAUAUCCUAGAUGCGAACGCUACCUAUCAAAAGAAUUCCUCUAGCAUCACCCCGGGCGCCUCAUCAUUAUCUAGUGGUUCAGGUUCAAGCCCAUCAUCUAGCAGUUCAAACUCAAGCUCAAAAUCAACGGACGUGGGCGCGAUAGUUGGCGGUACCAUCGGAGGCGCAGCCGCACACUCUUUUCUUGUCAUUGCCGCCUAUCUAUUGUACAGACGCCACGUAUACAGGAAAGGAGGUUAUGCUUCGGCUAUCAACCAACAAGGGACGACCUUUAUACCAUCGUCACAUAACCGCAUCCCCUCCGAUUCAUCCGAUCUUGCUACAUCAAUGUCGGGCCCUCUUGCCAUGUAUGGGCAGUCCGUAUCUCCGUCCCAGCAGUAUCAGACUGCAUACCUAUCUCCACAUGGCUCAUCCUUGCCCGUUCCACGGAUGGAUGUGUCCGUCUACACUACACAUACUGGUAACAGCCAACGUUCUGAUGCCAUACCAAUGGUCUAACACUAAGGUGAUCUUUCAAGUUUCUUAUACUUGAAAUAUCAGAGGCACCCGCAUUCGGUACCUCAUGUUGAACGUUCAACGUAACAUUGACAGUAUUCCUUUUCUUUCGUUUGUCAUCACGGACUCUUUAACAUAGAUUAUAAUCUCAUAUUACUUUGUUUACACCUCUGAUCAGCGGUUCUGUCAAUAACGCUGAGGUAUAGUUCACGUCUCCUUGCACACUGUCUCUUACUCAUACUACUUCAUUUCUAGCUUUGUCUUUUAGGUACUAAAAUGUCAUAGCGGUUUCUGCC
Molecule: messenger RNA, 1499 nt
Organism: Suillus discolor
Lineage: Eukaryota; Fungi; Basidiomycota; Agaricomycetes; Boletales; Suillaceae
Exons: 8
Coding region: 247-1206 (319 amino acids)
Source: RefSeq, a predicted model, not a curated record